GUACUUGAUCCGCUUAUAAUGACUCGUAUCGUAAGUGAACGGCAACUUGGAGCGAAUGAUUUCAAGUCAUAUUAUCAACAUCUUUGUCUGUUAAACAGCCUUGUGCCGUUGCAAAUUAUCGAAAGGUUUCUGGAUAUAGACUUUCUUAAUAUAGAUGGAGAUUACGUAAAGAAACUUAGGUCAGUUGAGUGGGGUCCUAUCCUUGAUUCGAUAAAAAUAAACAAAUCUCUAAAGUGCAUUAGAAUUACCUCAGUUGCAACGGUUACAAAAAUAUUAUGCUCAGCUCUUCGUUGUGCAAGUAAUAUAACUACACUUAACUUGGCUAAGUGUGACAUCAGAGGUGAUGGUAUUCUGCCUCUUUGUGAACUUGUCAAGGGAAUUAUUCGACACAAUGAAGCUUGGAAGCAAUCACUACGUUAUUGUCAUCCAGAAUUGGAUCACUUAAGAGGAAUUGGAAGAAUUUGUCUUAUAGAUAAUCCCGAACUUGGUGAUUCAGCCGCUAUUCUCUUAGCCGAAAUAAUGAUUGACGAUAUCUGGGUUAAAGCAAUUGAUCUGCAGAAUUGUGGACUUUCUGACAUUUCUGCUAAGGCAUGGAUUUCCGUAUUAAUUGGUUUUGAUAUUAAUGAUUUGGAGAACUUCGAUGCACGAUAUGAAAAUAAAGAAACACUCAAAAAGACUGGUGGAAAUAAGACCUUGGUGGUUCUGGAUCUCCAUCGAAAGCUUCUCAGAGAUGUUACGGAAAGUGUCCUUCUCAAUGGAAAAGGAAGACAGACAGAUUGCGAUCUUGGUAAAACAACAGACAGCAGAUAUAUGAAGGCGAUGACCAGCAUAAUCUUUGUCACUGCAAAAUUAACUGCCAACUUGGUAUGA
Protopolystoma xenopodis is the source of this 870-nucleotide messenger RNA. NCBI's taxonomy places the organism in Eukaryota, Metazoa, Platyhelminthes, Monogenea, Polystomatidea, Polystomatidae. The record is from the annotation of a GenBank genome assembly.